Psilocybe cubensis is the source of this 786-nucleotide messenger RNA. RefSeq lists its product as uncharacterized. The record is from RefSeq and is a predicted model, not a curated record. The transcript has 10 exons. Lineage: Eukaryota; Fungi; Basidiomycota; Agaricomycetes; Agaricales; Agrocybaceae. Bases 1 to 786 code for a protein of 261 amino acids.
AUGUCAUCUGAAACUGUUAUUCGGGAGGUUACGAAAGGAGUCUGGACCUUCUCAAAGCCUUUCGCUCGUUUUGGUAUCUGGCCAAUGGGCGGACGAUCGACAGCCAUCCAAUUAAGUAAUGGUGGUGUCUGGAUAUUGGCGUCCACUCCUUUGGACAGCGAGACGAAAUCUAAGUUAGAAGAACUGGGUCCUAUCAAGUAUAUCAUCGGCGCCGAUGCCGUACAUCACCUAUUCCUCAGCGAAUACAAAAAAGCUUAUCCAACAGCGAAACUGAUCGCUCCCGAAGCUACCAUUACAAACCAUCCAAACAAAGAACUGGUCUUCGACGGAGUCUGGGGUCGAGAUCCACAAGAUACGAAGUAUGGCUUCGAAGACGAUAUUGAGCACUGGUCAGAUAAUGAUACACCUAUACUCGGCAUAGAAUACCUGCUCAUAUGGAUUUCGUCCAGUUAUUUCUCAGGUUUCAAAAACAAGGACGUUGCAUUCCUUCAUAAACCAUCAAAAUCACUCAUUGAAGCAGAUUUGCUCAUGAAUCUUCCGGGCAAUGAACAGUACUCAAAAGCUAAGCAAAAACCUCAAUGGUUCAGAUUUAACGUCAGCCCUGCAUCAACAUGGAUCUAUCCAAAGCUAAUAUGGAGCCUCGGAGAAGACAAAGAGGCCAUGCGAAGAGACGCGAAAACUGUGUCUGGGUGGGACUUCGAUAGAAUUAUCCCAUGUCAUGGGGAUGUUAUCGAGACUAAUGGAAAGAAGGCCUGGAAUGACGUAUACAAGUCUUUCCUCGACUGA